Molecule: messenger RNA, 4450 nt
Organism: Pieris napi
Lineage: Eukaryota; Metazoa; Arthropoda; Insecta; Lepidoptera; Pieridae
Product: agrin-like
Exons: 16
Coding region: 525-3755 (1076 amino acids)
Biological process (GO): cell differentiation; multicellular organism development
Molecular function (GO): protein binding
Source: RefSeq, a predicted model, not a curated record
UGGAUUGAAUAAUAAUAUUGUUUAUUCGCAUUUUCAAGCAGGUACACUUUUCAAAUGCCUUAUUAUUUAAAUAUGAGAUAUCAAUUUUGUCCCGUGAAAUACGAUACUCCAUCUAAUUUCACUAUGCCCCCACUGAUCACUAUUUAUCAAUGAUUUUCGCGCAUGCCUCGUAGUGCUUUCAGCGCCAAAGCUGCAGACCAGUUUCUAGUUGUGGUAAUAAGAGGCACGCGUUUCUACAUAUCUGAUUUGAUUCCUGACAAUAAAAGCCUAGCAAGGUGGUGUAAAGAUUUGUGUAUAAAGACAUCUGCGAUUAAUUAGAUUAGUACUAUUGUGUAAUGGCUGAGUAUUACUUUAUCGAUUAAAGUUCCUGCUGUACGUAGAUAAUCUUAAUGACAUACAAUUUUGUAAAUGGUAUAUUUCUUUAGCUAACGUGUAAUUACCCACAACACAGAAACUGUUUAAUACUGAAUAAGUUACAAAGACGAACCCUAAACGUAAUCAUACGUUGUAAAUUCAACUAGACCAUGUGGGGGAAGCAGUUCAUUUUAACAAUACUCAUAUCAACAACAUUCGGAUGCUAUUUAUUUCCUAGCGACGUGCCGGAUCCGUGCCGCGGUGUGACGUGCGGCCCUGGAGAGUUGUGCAGACCCACAUCCGAUGGACGAAGUUACAUUUGCGAGUGUCCGCCCUCCUGUCCUAGCUAUGGGGACCACGAUGGAGCCCAACCACUUUGCGGCAGUGAUGCUAGGGAUUACAACGGUGAAUGCGAGAUGCGACGAGCUGCUUGCGAAGCAAACACUAAUAUAACUUUUAAAUAUUACGGAAAGUGUGAUCCUUGCGCAGGAGUUACCUGUCCAGAUCCAGAAGUUUGUCAGUUGGACGAAAAGAGAUCUCCUUCCUGUCGAUGUGCAGAGCCCUGUUCUCUAGAAUUUUCUCCCGUUUGUGCGUCUGACGGCAAAACAUACUCUAACGAGUGUCAGAUGCAUAGGGAAUCCUGUCGAGCCAGAAAACAGUUGAAGAUCAUUUUCAAAGGGCAAUGCAGUACAGGCGUAAACCCAUGUGCAGAGGUGGAAUGUCGUCACGGCGCGGAAUGUCGAGUUGAAGGUAGCGGCGCAGUGUGCGCGUGUCCGACACCCUGUGAACCCGUAUUACGGCCUGUGUGCGGUUCGGACGCACGCACUCACGAUAGCGAGUGCGAAUUGCGCCGUACUGCAUGUCUUCUUGGUAGAGAGCUGAAGGUGCUGCAUGCCGGAGCUUGUGGUUCAAACGGCGUUUGCGCAGAUCGUAACUGCCCUCACGGCGGAGAAUGUGUGUCCUCUGGCGGUCGGGGUGUUUGUAGAUGUCCUCGCUGCUCCAACGAAUUCGCCCCUGUUUGUGGGUCAGACGGGAUUUCAUAUGGGAACAGAUGCAAAUUGCAAUUGGAAGCUUGUAGACAUCGACGUGACGUCCAAGUACUAUAUGACGGGCCCUGCAAUGGUUGCGAGAAUAAGAAGUGUGAUUUUUAUGCUGUAUGUGAGAGCGAUGGAGUCUCAGAAGCCAGUUGCGUUUGUCCUAAGCACUGUGAAGAAGGGACUGAAACUGAGGAAGUAUGUGGAAACGAUAAUCAAACAUACAGUAGCGUGUGUUCUCUCCGUAACAAAGCUUGCCGUGAAAAGAAACGAAUUUUUGUGAAGCACAUGGGUUCUUGUGAAUCCUGCCAGAAUGUCCAAUGCCCCAACGGUAUGUGGUGUUCCCGAGGGAAAUGUGCGUGUUCCGGUCAUUGUGAAAGUGGGGCUCAUGAGCCAGUCUGCUCUGAUACAAAACAGACAUUUCCUAACGAAUGUUUCCUACUACAAGCCGCUUGCGAAGCCAAAAUGAGGGGAGAAUCGGCUAUACGGGUUGCAUAUUAUGGGGAGUGCUCGGAAGCAUUGGAUGAUAAUGGCAAUUCUGGCAACAAAACAAAACUAAGGGACAGCAAUGAUAUAGUUCACGGAACGGACACAAUGAAAGUGGCUUCUGGAGCCGUAUGCGCAAGAGUGCAAUGCGCAUAUGAAGCUACAUGCGCAGUAGAUGGAAAUGGGCAACCGCGUUGUGCAUGCCUGUUUGAUUGCGCAGCCGCAAGCGCAAUAUCCGCUCCGGUUUGCGCAUCCGACUUGCGACUGUAUCCCAAUUUGUGUCAUAUGAAGCUUGAAGCAUGUCGCCGACAGGAGGAUUUACGAUUAAGACCCUUAGCGCUUUGUCGAGGAUUAGAGUUCCGACCUUGCGGUGAUGACGAGCCGCUGACUGAUGCUGAAGGGCGAAUAAUGGACUGUGGGGGUGGACCACAUCGUAAAGACUGUCCUGCGGGCAGUUACUGCCAUCACACGGCAAAAGCGGCUAGGUGUUGUAAAAAAGACAAAGGUGUAAUAGAGAAGAAAGACUGUCAAGAAUCAUGGUAUGGAUGCUGUUCAGACGGUAUCACACCAGCGAAGGGUCCAAGUGGAAUAGGAUGUCCAUCUCAAUGCGGGUGUCAUCGCCUUGGGUCAGAGAAUGAGCAAUGUGAUGGUGAGGGCCAGUGUAAGUGUCGACCUGGCGUUGGAGGGCAGAAAUGCGAUAGAUGCGAGCCGGGCUAUUGGGGCCUGCCUCGUAUUGGGACUGGUCAUACUGGCUGUAUACCUUGUGGAUGUUCAGCAUUUGGGUCGGUGAGAGAAGAUUGCGAACAAAUGACAGGCCGAUGCGUGUGUAAGCCUGGAAUCCAAGGGCAAAAAUGCACCGUGUGUUCUAACCACGAACAUACUCUUGGACCGAGGGGAUGCUUUGAUCCGGAAUCAACUCAGCUACCUGCCACUAGCUGCGAGCACAUGACGUGUUAUUUUGGUGCUUAUUGCGUAGUCCGGAGCGGCCUGGCGACUUGCGAAUGUCCAAGCAUGGAGUGUAAAAAAGACCAGCCUGCUGUAUGUGGAAGCGACGGACGCACUUACCUCUCAACUUGUCAUUUAAGGGCCCACGCUUGCAGGACCCAGUCGGAUACAGUGGUCCAAGCAUUCGGUCCUUGUGCUGAUACACCCAGCGUACGGCGAGAAAAUUUACGCACAAUUCACACUGUGCAGAUAAAAAAUGAUAUAACAAGCACUUGUACUAAAAAGGCUAAGAAUUAUUUCGAGUACGAGGACGAGCAAUUCGGUACGAACGACGUGGAGGAUGUGUACCCUGUAAUAUACGACGAGUAUUUCUACGAACACGAAAACAGUUUGUAUUCGGCCCCAUUGUUCGAUGGGCGUGCUGGAAUGACAGCAGCGAUGUUAUUACCGGCUAAACGAUUCGAUAUAUGGGCUGAAGUGUCUGCCGUCUGCAGCAAAGGCACUUUAAUGAGCGCCUCAGGCGUGAGGGAUUAUUUAUGGCUGGGUAUUAUAGAUGGCAAGGCCGAAAUGCGUUUUGAUGCCGGUAGCGGGCCUUUGGAACUCCGUUCGGGGAAAGUGAAUAUUGAUAACAAGUCAAAAUUAUUGGCGCGGAGAUACAAGAAAGAUGCGAUGUUGAAUGUUGGGAGUAUCACUGCGAGAGGAACGACUCAAGGAAGAAUGAGCUCACUCGAUGUGGAACCUUACAUUCAUAUUGGGUUGCCGCCGAUGAAUGAUACAUUGUUAUCGAAAAUCGGAUUCCCUGGGUUCGUAGGAUGCGUUCACCGGCUACGGGUGAAUGGCCGUGACGUCAUCCCGCCUUCCCGGGGAAUGUCUGUUACUUCUCACGGUCUACGUGCGUGCACGCCGCAGAAUUUAGCUGAGGUAGUAUGUCCCUGAUAUAUCCCCAGAUGAUGUUAUUUACAUUGUCGAAGAACUUUAAAAUCUUACAUUAAUGUUUCAAGGAAGUUCGUAUUUAAAAAAAACUCGACGUAUCGUUUCUAAAGUUUAGGUUUAGAACAUUUUACCCUUUUUUUUGUUUUCAGACUUUGACAGUGUAAUGUUGUUUUUAUGUAAACUAGGUUUCAUUUGUGCGAAAUUGCGCUGCUAACAUUUUUAUGGUUAAUUUUCUACUUUAAGUGGAAAAUCUACAGAAUGAAGUCUAACUCUUUUUUCAAAGAAAUUCUUUUCUUCAUUGCGAAGUGACAACCCUUAAUGUUAUGGUUGUCGCUAUAAAGUAACUUUUAGAAAAAACAUUAAAAAUAUAUUAUGAAUUAUAUACGUAAAUUGUAUUCGUAUUUAAUGAAUUUACGAGUAUAAAUGAGGCAUUUUAUUUUUUUAAAGUAUUAUAAUUAUAACAAAUUUCAUGUAAUAAAUAAGACAUGUUGUUUUGACAAAUCUUGUUAAAUAAAAGUAGGUAUUUUAAAUUACUCAUAGCAUUCGUGAAUAUUGUGAUAAUUAUAGAUGUUUAGUCAUUAUUAUAAACAUAUCUACAAAAGUCUUCAGAAAGAAAUCUUUAAAACUAUUUUCAAAAGCUUACCAUGCAUGGAACAAUUUUGUAAAAUAACAUUUGGAACUAUUAAAGUUUAUAAUUA